AUGUUACCGAAUCGUUUAUCGUUUCUAUUGUCAUCGUACGCAAAGAAAACAUGUUUAUUUAAUUCUAUUCGUACAAUUAAACAAUCGACUGAUAAAAACAAAAAUAGAUCAACAUCUGAACAAACAUUAGACAAUCAGAAGUACUCCAAAAGACGAGUAUCUCUACCACCGUCACCAACAACAACCAAAAUGGACAUGUUCAAUGAUAUUCUAGAGUCAUUUACAAAAUCGUCAUCAGAAAAGUCGUCAUCACAAUCUUCAUCACCAUUGUCUUCUCAUGAUUCAUCAUCGACUAGUUCUGAACCACAAACAUUUGCCAAAUUGUUUCGUAACUCAGAAUUUGUUCAGUUGGGUGGUAUUAAAGGACGAUUGUUAACAGGACGAAUAUUUGAUGUUGUAGAUGAUGAUUUAUAUAUUGAUUUUGGUGGAAAAUUUCAUUGUGUAUGUCAAAGACCUCAGUCAAAAAAUCGUGAUCAAUUUAUUACUGGAGCACUUGUUAGUAUUAAACUGAAUGAUUUUGAAAUGGCAUCAAGAUUUUUGGGUGCCAAAAAACAUAUUUCACUGUUAGAAGCGGAUGCACAACUAAUAGCGAUAAUACGAAAACCACAUUCAGCACAUCAGACAAGAGAACGCGAUAGAGACGAACGUGCGCAACAACAACAACAGCAACUGGAUUUUUAA
Messenger RNA from Didymodactylos carnosus, 681 nucleotides. The record is from the annotation of a GenBank genome assembly. NCBI's taxonomy places the organism in Eukaryota, Metazoa, Rotifera, Eurotatoria, Philodinida, Philodinidae.